This is a messenger RNA of Schistosoma turkestanicum, 2301 nucleotides long. The record is from the annotation of a GenBank genome assembly. Lineage: Eukaryota; Metazoa; Platyhelminthes; Trematoda; Strigeidida; Schistosomatidae.
AAUGAAAUCAACUGGCCAAUUCAAGCUGGUGACGAAAUAUUGAUCGUUGAAACCCCGGAGCUUAGAUUGUUGAGAUACUUCAAGGGCGUGUGAACGCCCUAGGUAAGCAUGACACAGCCUCCAACUCAAGAAAAGCUAACGCGCAUCGCCAUCGUUAGCAGUGACAAAUGCAAACCGAAAAAGUGUCGUCAAGAGUGUAAAAGAUCAUGUCCUGUGGUGCGGAUGGGUAAACUAUGCAUUGAGGUUACACCAAGUGACAAGAUCGCAUUUUUGUCGGAAGAGUUAUGCAUCGGGUGCGGUAUAUGUAGCAAGAAAUGCCCCUUCGAAGCAAUUUCUAUCAUAAAUCUUCCUAGCAACCUGGAGAAAGAGGUUACUCAUCGUUAUGGUCCGAACUCAUUUAAGUUACAUCGCCUGCCAAUGCCGCGACCUGGUGAAGUUUUGGGGCUGGUUGGAACUAAUGGUAUUGGAAAGUCCAGCGCUCUAAAAAUACUUGCCGGCAAGCUUAAACCUAAUCUUGGUCGGUUCAAGAAUCCACCGGAUUGGACUGAAAUAUUAACAUAUUUCCGUGGUUCAGAACUACAGAAUUAUUUCACGAAAAUCUUGGAGGACAAUUUGAAAGCUGUCAUCAAGCCACAAUAUGUUGAUCAAAUCCCUAAAAUAGUAUCUGGUGAAGUUAAAACCUUACUUAAUCGAAAGGAUGACAGAGGUAACCAAGAUCACGUCUUAGAAAUGCUUGAUCUUCAAGUAGUCACUGAACGCAUGGUAGGCGAUUUAUCUGGUGGCGAACUUCAAAGAUUUGCUUGUGGAAUGGUCUGUGUUCAAAAAGCCGAUAUAUAUAUGUUUGAUGAGCCUAGUUCUUAUUUGGAUGUCAAGCAACGUUUAAAAACAGCUAUAGCUAUACGUGAACUGCUCGAGGGUACAAAUUAUGUUAUUGUUGUGGAACACGAUUUAUCUGUUUUGGAUUACUUGUCUGAUUUCAUAUGCUGUCUUUACGGUGUCCCAGGUGCUUAUGGAGUGGUCACUAUGCCUUUUUCUGUCCGUGAAGGAAUUAAUAUAUUUUUGGAUGGUGUGGUCCCUACGGAAAAUUUGCGUUUUCGAGAAACACCACUUGUUUUCAAGGUAUCUGAAACAGGUAAUGAAGAAGAAUUGAAACGUACAGCUCGUUACGAUUAUCCAACUAUGUACAAAAGUUUAGGUUCAUUCGAAUUGAAAGUAGAGGCUGGAUCAUUUACUGAUUCUGAAAUUGUUGUAAUGCUUGGUGAAAAUGGUACUGGUAAAACUACGUUUAUUCGUAUGCUGGCUGGUAAUUUAAAACCUGAUGGGGAUCAGAAGUGUCCAGUUCUACAUGUAUCAUAUAAACCACAAAAAAUUAGUCCAAAAUCAGAGAAAACCGUUCAAAAUCUACUUUUGGAAAAAAUCCGUGAUUCAUUUACACAUCCUCAGUUUUCGACAGAUGUACUUAAACCAUUACAAAUGGAACGACUCUAUGAUCAGCAAGUAAUGAAUUUAUCUGGUGGUGAAUUACAACGAUUGGCUAUUACGUUAUGUCUUGGUCAACCAGCAGAUGUUUAUUUAAUUGAUGAACCAUCGGCUUAUUUAGAUUCAGAACAACGUUUACAUGCUGCAAAAGUUAUCAAACGAUUUAUACUGCAUGCUAAAAAGACAGCUUUUAUUGUAGAACAUGAUUUUAUUAUGGCAACAUAUUUAGCUGAUCGAGUUGUUGUGUUUGAUGGUCAACCUGGCGUUAAAGCUACUGCAACAACACCACAGAAUUUAGUUACUGGUAUGAAUAAAUUUUUACAAUCACUUGAUAUAACAUUUCGACGUGAUCCAACCAAUGCUAGACCAAGAAUCAACAAAUUGAAUUCAGUCAAAGAUGCUGAUCAGAAAAAGAGUGGCAAUUAUUUUUUCCUUGGAGAUUAAAUUUCCUGUGCUUGUUUAUACACACACACACACACACACACCCAACUGCCUAACUACUUUUUCAUUCUUUAUGAGUAGUCGGUGAAUCAUGCUUGUCUAGGGUUUUGUUUUCUUCUCUCAGAAAUUUGUGUAUAAUGUUUGAUGUAAUUAAUAUGUGUGAAAUACUAUUUUCAUUUCACUGUUUAAUGAUGAUCUUCUUUUUUUUUCUAUCCAAUAACUGUGAACAGGUUUAUUAGUAUAUGAUAUAAUUAUUGGAAUAAUGUCUUUGCUUUCUUUAAUUCAAAACUUGUCUUGAGAAAAGCUUUUUGUUUAGAGUGAUUAAAAUAAAUUGUAAUGUACAUGUUACGCUAAUUAUAAAACUAAUGUUUUUAAUAAAAC